Molecule: messenger RNA, 1050 nt
Organism: Malus domestica (apple)
Lineage: Eukaryota; Viridiplantae; Streptophyta; Magnoliopsida; Rosales; Rosaceae
Product: early nodulin-20-like
Source: RefSeq, a predicted model, not a curated record
GGCCACAAAGGACUGGAACCUGUGUCUAAUCUUAAUAAACCAUCUUUAUACUUUGUGGUGACAAAAAAUUUCAAAAGAGAAGCUCUCCAUGAAGUUCUCCAUGCUCAUCGUGCUGUGCUUGCUCGCUUUACUCUUCCAGCAUUCUCACUCCACGACAAUACUAGUUGAUGGAGUUUCAGAGUGGAAAAACCCAACUGUUCAUGUAGGAGACUCCGUCAUUUUCAAGCACACGUAUCAGUACAACCUCUACAUUUUCCAGAACCAAAGAGCCUUCGAUCUCUGCAAUUUCACUCAAGCCACUCUUCUCAGCAAACCUGACUCCACCUCCUUCACGUGGCACCCAUCACGCACUGGUUUCUUCUACUUUGCCUUCAACAAUGGCUCUCUGCUCAAAACAUGCCAAAACACCCAGAAGCUGGCCAUAACAGUCUCCUCCUCCUCCGCACCGCCGCCGCAGAGUUCCGGUUCAAGUUCAAGAAUCUCUCCGCAGCUUCCUCCAACCGUGGCCCCAACACCGAAAUCUGGUGGUGGUGGAGUUUCAUCAUCUCCAGUAUUCCCAUGGCCAUUCCAUCCUCGCCAAGUGGCAUUAGCUCCCAGCCCACAACCAAGCGUAAGCUCUUCAGUGACAGAUAAAGGAGGCGGCGGCGGUGGAAUCCCAUUCAUUAACAGUAAUCCUGCUGUUCCUUUGCCCACUGGUGAAGUGGAUUCAACCACAAUACGCCCUGUACCAACCUCUGGCCACCAGAGACAGGCGCUGGCGGGGUUAUUUGCUGCUCAAAUGGAAUUGGCUCUGUUUUGUGUGGUUUUCCUGGUGCUGUAGAGAGAGAGAGAGAGAGAGAGAGAGAGAGAGAGAGAGAGAGAAAAGGGGGGGUAUGUUAUGUAGUUUGUAAAAUAGCAAAUGGAAUUUCUGAGGUAGGUAGGUUAAUCUUCAUCAGAGUUUUGUAAUUUGUAAUGGUGGUUUGAUGAUUAUACACCAUGUAGUGUAGUGUAAUGAUGCUCUUAGAUUAAAGUCCCUACUUUGGAAAUCAUUGCCAUUUUUUGCUCCUUUAA